UGACACCCGGAGGCCCCGCCCUCCACAUCCAGGACCCGGCCCACCGCGCCGCAAUGGCCGCGCUGUCGUCGUUGGGCCGUUCGGUGCCGCUGGUGGUGAUCCUCGGCGCCACCGGCACUGGCAAGUCGAGGUUGGCGCUGGAAUUAGGCCGGAGACUUCGCGGGGAGAUUGUCAGCGCUGAUUCCAUGCAGGUUUACAAAGGUCUGGACAUCAUCACAAACAAGGUGACAGCCGAGGAGCAGCGGCUCUGCGCUCAUCACAUGAUCAACUUCCUCGAUCCACUGGUCUCCUCCUAUUCAGUGGUGGAUUUCAGGAAUAAGGCACUGUCCAUAAUUGAAGACAUCAUGAACAGAGAAAAGAUCCCGAUUAUAGUAGGAGGAACCAAUUAUUACAUUGAAUCGCUGCUAUGGAAGGUGCUCGUGGACACAAAGGAAGGGACUGUUUGCUGUGCUGCAGAUGGAGAUUUUGUGACUUCAUCAACCAAGAGGAAAGAAGAACUGGAAAAACUUGACUUCCAAGAGCUGUACACACGACUGGUUGAAGUGGAUCCCGAAAUGGCCGAAAAGUUACACCCACACGAUAAACGGAAAGUGGCAAGGAGCUUGCAGAUCUAUGAGGAGACUGGAAUUCCCCACAGCAAGCUUCUCCAGCAACAGCGGGAAGAAGAGGGUGGAGGUCCCCUCGGUGGUGCCUUGCGGUUUCCACAGCCCUGUAUUUUUUGGUUACAUGCUGACCUUUCAGUUCUGGACGAGCGUUUGGACCACCGAGUUGACGAGAUGCUUGCUGCUGGUCUUCUGGAGGAACUGAAUAGUUUUCAUAAACAGUACAACCAACAGAAAAUAGCCAAGAACAGCCAGGACUAUCAGCAUGGCAUUUUCCAAUCGAUUGGAUUCAAAGAAUUCCAUGAAUAUCUGAUCUCGGAAACUACCUCCAAUGAAAUAAGGGAAAAGCUACUGACCCAAGGAAUCACAGCACUGAAACAAGUCACAAAGCGUUAUGCCAGAAAACAAAACAAGUGGGUCCGGAAUCGCUUCCUGAAAAGGCCAGGGGUGAACGUUCCAUCAGUGUAUGGCCUGGAUGUGACCGUUGUCAGUCAGUGGGAGGAGAUGGUGUUGCAACCUGCACUCCAGAUCGUUGAGAGCUUCUUAAAGGGAGAGAAACCUGUAGCACUGCCGUUAACCAUGGCUCAGGACCAGAAUGAUGGGAAGAGGAAUCGUCGAGUCUGUGAAUUGUGUGACAAAAUCAUCCUUGGUGAUCAGGAAUGGAAGGCUCACCUGAAAUCCAAGAAUCAUCAGUACCACUUGAAGAGGAAGAGGAGGGCGGAGGCGCAAUUAAACACACACACUUCCUCUGAUUCUGUAAACACUGCACAAGAAGUGUAGAGGUUGUUUCCAAUCUGCAGUUGAAGGGCAGGAACUUGGCCAGGGUGUGAAUCAAUCGGUAUGAAUGGUCUGGAGCAGUAUCCAGCCGGAAGCUCUUACCUACUAGAGACUGAAUGCAGAAUGACUCCGGUAUCAAAGGACGUACUGUGCGGCCAUUCCUCCGUCUGUACUUGUAAUCAACACCAAAUUUGGUGUUGAUAUUCUGGGUUGUAAUUCCUGAAGCUUCUUGGUGGAUCAAAUUUUGGGUAAAUAUUGCAUAAUUUUCUUUUGAAAGUUGGAGAUAAUUGAUAUUGGCUUGAUAAAGGUGGCUGGAUGUAUUCCUGGAGAUUUUCUAACAUCUCCCAUCUCCAGCCUUGCCAGUCACUCAAGAAACAUUUUCUCACCAGCUCUACUACUAACUUGCAACAGUGUUGAAGAAAAGUUAAAAGAUGCCUUUUAUUCAGGGAGUAUAGCAGAUCUAGAAGGUUAAUCAUUCAUUUUGAAGAGUGACUAACCAUGACUUGAAACUAAUCAGUAGUAACUGAUCAAGUAUGAUAGAAGGAACAGAUAUUUGGAGUUGUGGCAUGUUCAGGACUUCCUUGCACAUGCCUUUACCGAUGAGCUAUGUGAAUAAUGGCCAGUCGUUAAUGUGGAAAAUGAUGCACAUUGACUAAAGCUGAUCUCUUGCAGGGGGAUGGUAUGUGUUAUCAUUUUGUGUCUAAUCUGAAAAGAAAAUGAACAAAACAAGGACUGAUAACAGAAAUAGUAAAUUACUCUGAGCAAUGCAUUGUCUAUUGGGUUCAAGUGGAGAGUGAUAGCUGUAACGGAAUAAACUGUCAGAUCGCACGAACGUCAGCUGAAUGCUAUAAAUGGGACUAAGCGUACAUUCCCAAGUUGAGGCAAUUAUUUCUAUUGAAUAUUUUUGUUUUAAUGCUCCAUUCCUGUUCUGCAUGUGCUGAACUUUUAAUAUCUUGUUUUUUAAAAAUCCCACUAAGUUUAAGAAAUUCCCAGUAAUGGAGAGAGGCCUGUCAGGUACACCCAAACAGCUCCAGAAUCACAAUAUAAAUCUUAAAUUGUCUUCAUCUUAAUUAGUGUAUCCUUGGAACUCAAGUCACAUUUCAUUCUGUAAAUCUGUACUAUACUUCCUCCAAAGUCAUUGCAUCUUUCCUUGGAUGUGGUGAUUACUAUAUUCAUGGUACUCAUUGUGUUGUCUUACCAAGGCUGUAAUAACUUGUCUAUAAACUCUAACCAUUUGAAUUGUAGUUCUGUUUUCUAAACUUGUUCUAAAUUUUAUAUACAUUUACAUAAAAUGGAUUUCUUUAUUUCAACUUGUUGGGUUUUAUAUUUUGAGAGCAGUCUGCCCCAACCGUUGUAAAUCCGGUCUCACAUUUGGCUGUAUUUUCCCCCUUUUUUUCAAUCAUGCUAAUAUCUUGAGAUAUAUACUUGUACAGUGCUUUGUAAUCCAGCUCUAUUUGUGGCAUUGGUCAAUUUAUUUUCAACAUUUUUUCCAAUGCUGCAGUGUAGACUAGUGGUCGCCAACCUGUCGAUCGCGAUCAACCGGUCGAUCUUUGAGACUUUCCCAGUAGAUCCUGAAAAAAAUCAAAAAUAAAUACACAAAUAGUGUUGUAAUGUGAGCAUUAGAAAAAUAAGUAAUACUAAUUAGGAUAAUGGUAAUGUAGCAAUACUUUUGCUACUGAAAGCUGUUUGCAAAGAGAGAUUGUUUCUGGGUUGUGGGGAUUUAGUUCCGUGCCCAGUGUGUAUGUGUGUAGCUCCCCACCAUGCGCUGCGUUUUCAGCAUAGCUUGUGCUGCAUCAAAGUGACCAAAUAGAUUAGAUAAGAGUACAGACUGUCGCAAACAUCAAUAUACGGCACUCGCUCGUGAUAUCCUGAUAGCAUGGCGGAGGCUCCACGAAAGAAGGCGAAAACGUACAAAUUCCAUCCAGAGUGGGUAGAGGAAUUUCUAUUUACCUUGAUGAAAGACAAGUGUGUAUGUAUGUUGUGCCACCAAACACAAGCACUGACUAAAAGAGAGAAUCUGGAGUGGCACCAACCACCAGAAAUUUAAAGACACUUACCCCGCCAAAGAGCGCAAUUCGUGCCAGGAAAGUUGAGGAGCUAAAAUCUGGGUUGAAGGCCCAGCAAUCGUUUUUCACAAAACAUGCUGCUCAAAAUAAGACUGCUAUUGAAGCAUCAUUACGUGUAAGUUACCUUUUGGCUAAACACAAGAAGCCUUUUACAGAUGGCAAUUUAUUCAAGGAAGCAAUGGCCAUUAUUGCAGAGACUGUUUUUAAUAACUUUAAAAACAAAAACGGCAUCACAACCGCAAUACAUAAUAUACCGCUUGGCCCUGCAACAGUGACAAGGAGGGUAGAGUCACUGUCAGAGUUCGUGGAUCGACUUGUCACUCUGUGAAUAGUUUUCACUACAGUUCGAUGAAUCCAUGGAUGUAAUGCAAAAAGCUCAGCUUGUUGCAUUUGUCAGAAUGGCUUUCCAGGAUUUUACAACAAAGGAGGACUUCCUCACUCUUUUGCAAUUAAAGGAGAGAAUGAGAGGUGAGGAUAUUUACAAUGAGUUUUAAAAAUAUGUCCGUGAAAAUGACAUCCCCAUUCAUAAACUGGUGGCAAGUAUUACUGAUGGGGCCCCAGCACUGCGCCUUGUGCGCGUUGGCUUUAUAGCACUAAAAGUCAGUACCUACUUCGGGUCAACUUAUCAAUGUGAAAUUGCUUUUUCACAGAUGAAAAUUAUUAAAUCUAAGUACAGGAGCUGUCUUACUGACAGAUACCUCACAGACUGUCUCAAACUGGCUGGCUGUAGUUAUGAGCCAAAUUUCAGGGAACUAGCAGAAAGUACUCAGCCCCAGUCAUCACACUAAGUGUAACAGUCAAUUUUUAUUCAUUUAUUUUUCAUGUUGAAAUAAAAUUAAAUAAUGAAACUUGGAAUUAAAUGUGUGAAAUAUUGUAAUAUUCUUAAUGAAAGACAGCUAUGGCCUGUUUGAUAUGCUAGUUACAGUGUUUUCUUGUUUGAAUUAAUUUGAAAGUUUGACAAAAGUAUUUUGUGUAAUUCAAAUACAAUUAGCCCAAAUAAAAGGCCUCAAAUUGGAAGUACAAUCUGAGCUGUU
Molecule: messenger RNA, 4479 nt
Organism: Mobula hypostoma (lesser devil ray)
Lineage: Eukaryota; Metazoa; Chordata; Chondrichthyes; Myliobatiformes; Myliobatidae
Gene: trit1
Product: tRNA isopentenyltransferase 1
Exons: 11
Coding region: 54-1382 (442 amino acids)
Biological process (GO): tRNA modification
Cellular component (GO): mitochondrion
Molecular function (GO): ATP binding; nucleic acid binding; tRNA dimethylallyltransferase activity
Source: RefSeq, a predicted model, not a curated record